Molecule: messenger RNA, 1943 nt
Organism: Pseudoliparis swirei
Lineage: Eukaryota; Metazoa; Chordata; Actinopteri; Perciformes; Liparidae
Gene: hoxc13a
Product: homeobox C13a
Exons: 2
Coding region: 64-984 (306 amino acids)
Biological process (GO): regulation of transcription by RNA polymerase II
Molecular function (GO): RNA polymerase II cis-regulatory region sequence-specific DNA binding; DNA-binding transcription factor activity, RNA polymerase II-specific
Source: RefSeq, a predicted model, not a curated record
AGUUGGAAAUGAGGUGUCCGUCCUAGAGUAGUCGACUUUUAAAAAGCAUCGGCAGCCCCUGAUAUGACGACUUCGCUGGUUCUGCAUCCACGCUGGGCGGACACCUUGAUGUACGUUUAUGAAAAAAGCCCGAAUGAAAACAACCAGAAUAAAAGCCAAACAAUGGAGGGACUGAGCGGUAAUUGCCCUGCGACCCACUGCCGGGACCUGAUGUCGCACCCCGCGCUAGGACGACAUUCUGGCACCAUAGCGACCCACCAGGGCUCCGUCUACUCGGAUAUUUCCUCUCCAGAUACCGGCCGGCAGUGUCCCGCUCCUCAAACAUCGUCCAGUGCAUCUUUGAGCUACGGUUAUCCUUUUGGAAACCCAUAUUACGGCUGCAGAUUAUCUCACUCGCACAACGUGAACUUGCAGCAGAAGCCCUGCUCGUACCACCCGGCGGAGAAAUAUGCCGAGCCCAGCACUGCGCUGCCCGCGGAGGAGCUGUCUACCAGGGCGAAGGAGUAUGCCUUCUACCCGAGUUUCGCCAGUUCAUAUCAGGCUGUCCCUGGAUAUCUGGACAUGUCUGUGGUGCCCAGUAUCAGUGCCCAUCCCGAACCGAGGCACGACGCCUUGAUCCCCAUGGAAGGCUACCAGCACUGGGCUCUCUCCAAUGGCUGGGAUGGGCAGGUGUACUGCUCCAAAGAGCAAACGCAGUCCACUCAUCUUUGGAAAUCACCUUUUCCAGAUGUUGUGCCAUUGCAGCCAGAGGUGAGCAGUUACCGACGUGGGCGCAAAAAACGUGUCCCUUACACAAAGCUGCAGCUGAAGGAGCUGGAGAAAGAGUAUGCAGCCAGCAAGUUCAUCACCAAAGACAAGAGAAGGCGCAUCUCGGCCGGCACCAACCUCUCAGAGCGUCAGGUCACCAUCUGGUUCCAAAACCGGCGAGUCAAGGAGAAGAAAUUUGUCUGUAAAUCCAAGAGCAAUCAUAUGCACACCACUUGAUGAGACCAGCGACCACCUUGAAACUGCAACUCAUAACUUCCAAGACAUCCUGCCAUUUAUUUACCUCUUGCAUCGAAAAUCGUGGCGGAAGAACAUUUUGGCUGUUGGUGUUUUUCUUUUAUUUCAUCUCCUUCAUCCCCAUCGACCAUGCUACCACACCCUGUUUUCAAAUUGGAGACAAUGCUCUAAAAACUGUGAAACUAUUGAAAAUUCACUUCACAUUUGUUUUAUGACUGUACAUAUAUAAAUAUAUAAUAUUUAAAACGGUAUCUGUAUUUCAAAGACAAGUUGCGUGUCUGUCUUUUUUUCUUUUUUUAAAUUCAAGCCAAAUCGCAAAAGGAGCGAUGUGAAAAGGACAUUUCAAUGACUAUACGGGCGGAUCAAACUAGAGGAGACUUGUUUGAUGACAUCUUAGAAAGAUAAUCGCCACAUGGAGAUAAUUAUGGCGAAAUGACAUGUUGACCUUGAGACUUCUUCAACAAAAAACUCACAAAGAGGAUUUUCGAAAGAAAGAAAAUGUUUGUUUAAAAAAAAAAAAUCCUUCUAAAUAUAAAAAGCUAUAUUCCUGUGUGGGAAAUGUUCUCUUACGGAGGGGUACAACAAGACGAAGCUCCUAUAGGUUGUUAAUCUGUAUAGUGCAAUGCAUUUUUAUUUAAUUCAUAUUAUCUUGUAUGGCGGAACUGUAAAGUGGAAUAUCCCAAGACCUGUAUGUUUUCCUUUGUCAGUGAAGGAUGCUGUCAUGCAACUGGAAUGAUUGUAAACCAUUAAAAAUCAGUGAGUAUUACACAUAAAGGCACAAUCGUUUUAUUUUAUUUUUGACUUUGUUAGUUUGCAGCUGGUCACACGCCUUUUAUCCGAAGCCUGUACUUUCUACUUUCGUGCAGUAUGUGAACUGUAUUGUGGUGUUGAAUUACGUACUGGUAACGUGUUUCAUAAAUAAAUGAUUAUGAAAAUGCCUA